AAUUGUAUCAGUCUUUGGUUAAUGCGCUUUGAGCAAUCACAUAUCUACAUACAGAUAGGUUCCAUCCAUAACCAUGAAGUCGGAAAUUCCCAUUUUGGAUUGCUCCAAAAUUUCUGGGACGUAUGAUGGAGUGAGCAAGGCUGAAGGAUUUGAAGAAUUUGCGAAACAACUGGGCGACGGAAUGAGUGGUAUCGGAUUCGUCUAUCUCACGAAUCAUGGCGUCCACCACUCAAUUAUUAGCACCGCCUUUUCAGAAUCUCGGAAUUUCUUUGAACUCCCGAAAGAUGUAAAGAUGAAGUAUCGUAAAGUUGAUGCUAUCGAAAAUUUCAAUGGUUACACGGCACCGGAGGAUGAAAUUGCAAACGAGAACGACAAAUCGUCUCCAGAUUACAAGGAGGCGUGGGACAGUUGGGGGACGAAAAUGCUGAGCGAGGCCAACUAUCCCUCAGAAGUUCCUGGAAUGAAAAAAUCUGUGGACGAUUUCCGUCUCUCGCUCGUCACGCUGUGCAAGAAACUGUUCCUCUGCUUCGGCCACUACUUGAAGCUGGAGGACCCUGAAUUCUUCCUCCAACGACACAAGGCCCUGGACGACCUCAACAUCAAGUCCCAUAACGAUAUCCGCACCAAUUACUACAAGGCUCUGAACUCGAACGACGUGGCUGAGAUUCCCGAGGAUGCCUUGCGACUAGGCGAGCACAACGACUGGGGCACCGUCACCUUCCUCGUGCAAGAUUCGGUGGGAGGAUUGGAGGCCAAGAAGACGAACGGAGACUGGAUCUCGGUCCCACCCAUCGAAAACUCCAUCAUCCUCAACGCAGGACUCAUGUUGGAAAUGUGGUCGGGAGGCCAUUUCCCAGCCACGUUUCAUCGCGUGCGUCUCUUGAAGUCACAGGCGAAAACGGUUCGCCAGAGCAUCGGAUUCUUUGUGCAACCGACGGAGAAUCCAAUUGCAUUCCGUUGGUUCCAGAGAAGAAAGAUUGGCACCCAAUGUAUCCCAAAGUGGACAAGGAAACCCACUUUGAAUAUUUUAAAGACAGAGUCCGCGGAUCCAGAGCCUACUAAUUGAUAAUAUUGGACCAACAUCUCAACUGUAGCAUUUUUUAGCACUUGCAUAUUACAUCACGUUGAAUUCAUUAUUAAAACAUUUUAAGCAUUGA
Folsomia candida is the source of this 1157-nucleotide messenger RNA. Its product is annotated as 1-aminocyclopropane-1-carboxylate oxidase. NCBI's taxonomy places the organism in Eukaryota, Metazoa, Arthropoda, Collembola, Entomobryomorpha, Isotomidae. Bases 74 to 1066 code for a protein of 330 amino acids. Gene Ontology annotation, molecular function: dioxygenase activity. The record is from RefSeq and is a predicted model, not a curated record. The transcript is spliced from 4 exons.